AUGUUCAAGAAACUCGUCAAGCGCAGUCGGCGCCACGGCUCGGACGACGACGAGCCAAACGACCGGCAGCGCAUUAGCGUCGGGAGCAAGUCGUCGAAAAAGCCCAAGUCAAAAAAUGGUGCGACAUUCCUCGAUGCCGACACGCUUGGCGCGCUCUCAAGCGCCGUGGCCGGCAAGCACAAGCUCAGCCCCGCGCGUCUCUGUCGCGUUUUUGAAAAGUACGAUACGGACGAAGCCGGCGUUGUCGACGACGCGACGUUUGCCAAGUGCAUCAAGAAGCUGGGCGUUGGAUGGUCGAAAGACCAGCUGUCGGUCGUCCAAGACUGCUUCCGCGUACGCCGACAAGCUAUCGACUACUACAGCUUUGUGGACUUUGCCACGAGCACGCGCGACUCGGAAAAACUCUCUGCGGUUGCUGCCGCGCUCUGCGAAGCCAUUGCUGACUAUGACAAGCGGUCGGGUGAGCAGCCCUUCAACAUGUUUGAGUCGCUUGAGCGCGCCGACAAGAACGAGCGGGGGUGGCUCGCGCCGGACGUGUUUCGCAAGUGUCUCACGCGACCGGUCGAUAUGGAACUCACGUCCAAGCAAGUGAACCUUCUCCUGGAUCGAUUCUCGUUUGAAUUCGAUUCAAACAACGACGACGAUGGUAUCGGCGUCGAUUACGCGCAAUUUGCGGCGUGGCUGCAACCGUCGUUUCACUACAAAGCCAAAGAGCUGCAGAAACGCGUGCAAGGGCUCUUCCGACACGCCAAGAAGACGCAUGGGCUGCGUUGCAUCGAUAUCUUCAAGGCCGUUGACGACGACGACAGCGGUCUCAUUUCCCGACUCGAGUUUAAAGAGGCGCUCCACGACCUCGGGUUCCCCGUCACGGACGCGCAAAUCAAGGGGCUCAUCGAGUCGGUCGAUGGCGAUGGCAACGGCAAGAUCGACUACAAGGAAUUCGCGGUCGCGUUUGGCGCACCCAGUGAAAACGACGACGACGACGACGACGGCAAAGGCAAAACGACCAAGAGUAAAAAUGCCAAGAAAAUUCCGAGUUUCAAGGCGCUCAUUGAGCCAAGUGCACUUUCGGCGAUGCUUACCGCUGUGCACGGAAAACGACGUAAGAACGGUCUCGAUAUUGCGGCCGUGUUUGAGAAAUACGACACGCACGAGCGGGGCUACCUCGACGCCGCAGCGUUUACGAAGGGCAUUGCCAAACUCGGUAUCAAGCUCAAGAAGGACCAUCUCGCUUGCUUGUGUCUCUGCUUUGGCGUCAAGAAGAAGACAGACGCCAUCGAUUACUACGCAUUUGUCGACUACCUCCAGCAUCAGCCCGACACGAAGCAGCUCGAUAAAGUCCGGUCCAAGAUCACGACGCAGCUCCGGGCCUUCGACAAGGCAUCGGGCGAGGCUCCGACCAACUUGCACACGCAAUUGGCACAACUCGAUACCAAAGACGCCGGUUGGAUUCCGAUCGCGACGGCCGACAAGUUUUUCAGUGACCACGGAGGCCUCCGCCUCAAUGCGUCCGAGAUUGAGACUCUCCUCGAGCGCUUUGGCUACGACUACAAUGUGCGCGGCAAGUCCAAGCCAGUGACGGGCGUGGACUACGACCAGUGCGCGCGCUGGCUGCAGCCGUCACUGCAUCUCGACGUCCAAGCGCUACACGCCACCGUGCGAUCGCUCUUCCACCACGCCCAAAAGACACUCCAGCUUCGCCUCAAAGACGUGUUUCGGGACAUUGAUGCGGACGAGAGCGGCGUCAUCUCGUGCAUCGAAUUGAAAGAGACGCUACAAGCGAUGGGGCUGCCCCUCACCGACGCGCAGGUGCGGUGCCUCGUGGACGAGUACGACACGGACGGCGACGGCAAAAUCAACUACCGCGAGUUUGUGGCAGCGAUCGGCGAGCCGGACGACAACGAGUCGAAACACAAAAAGCAAGUCGUCGUCGCAAUCGCGCAGCGUCGUGCUGUCGCGCGAGAUUCAGGACGCCAUUGCAAAGCGGUCCAAGGCAAGCACAGGAGCUCGACCGACCUCGCCGCCAUUUUUGAGGCCCUCGACGCCAACGAGUCGGGCUUUUUAGAUCGGGAUCGCUUCGAGAAAGGUCUUGGAAAGGCCAAGAUCAAGCUCAAGAGAGAUCAACUCAAAGCUGUCGCCGCGUGCUUUCAAAAAAGCAAAAAAGACGGCAUCGACUACUAUCAAUUUAUCGAGUUUGCGUCCGCGCGCACGGACGUUGACGAGCUCACAACGAUGGGCGAUGCGAUGCGCAAGGCGAUUGGUGCGUACGAUAAGCGGUCGGGCGAACAACCAUACAACGCCCUCGAGUAUUUGAAGCGACUCGACCGAAAAAAGCGGUUGCGUCUCCCGCCCCGGGCCUUCAAGACCUUUCUCGCCGAGAACAGCAUCGUGGACUUUCGAUUAAAGGAGAAGGAAGUCGCGGCCGUCGUUGCGCACUUUGAGUGUCAAUACGACGAUGGCGAUGCCGGCGUCGACUAUGAGCAGUUUGCCCGGUGGCUCCAGCCGUCACUGCACUACGAUGUCGCCGAGCUUCACGAUCAGCUCAAGCGCCUCUUCAAGAAGACAAAACUCGAGUGGCGGGACAUCUUCAAGGAGAUGGACGCGGAUGGCAACGGCAUCGUGACGCGCCUCGAGUUUAAAGAGGCGCUUCGAGAGCUUGGCAUGCCCACGGCGACGGAAAGAUGGCGUACGACGAAUUCCUCCGAGCUCUCGGACAAGAUGGCAAUGGCAGUGACGGCACCGAGACGUACGGCAUCCGUGGCGCGCUAG
This is a messenger RNA of Saprolegnia parasitica CBS 223.65, 2769 nucleotides long. RefSeq lists its product as hypothetical. Lineage: Eukaryota; Oomycota; Saprolegniomycetes; Saprolegniales; Saprolegniaceae. Gene Ontology annotation, cellular component: nucleoplasm. Bases 1 to 2769 code for a protein of 922 amino acids. The record is from RefSeq and is a predicted model, not a curated record. Gene Ontology annotation, molecular function: calcium ion binding. The transcript is spliced from 2 exons.